AUGAUUGGAAUGGUCAAUGUUCAAUGUGAUACUCCUCUCGAUUACUAUGCCACCGCUCCAAAUCUCCUCAGCCGUGACACAUCGAUGAGAAAGAGAGGGGAUAGUGAGUCGGCAAAUGCCAGCCGCCACAACUCCACCAAACGUACGCCAUCGUGGCGCCCAUUGUUUACUGGGCAGUUGAAGAAGAAAAGUUCGAAACCAAAGUACCUAAAGGAUGGACGAAAAUUGACAGAGGAGGGAACUGAUGAGCCGAACAAGCUCUGGGAAGAAUUGUUCCUCCGCUCCUUCGCCCAGAAAAUCGAACAAGAAAUCUCGUCCCCAUCCCCACUGGAAGCCCACAAAAACCUCAAUUCUGAACUGUCAAAGCUCAAGAUUCAAGACAAAUCAUUCUACCGAUCCACAUACUCAUUGGUUUCGCCAACGAGGAUAGAGAACAUUGAUUUCGAUGAAUUGGAGAGAAUCGAGAGACAAGAGGAGGCUGAUGAGCCUGAACUUUCAAAACCAAAUCGCUCAAAUUCGUCCACAGAACGACCCAGUUCUCAAAUUUGCAGCGUCUUCCUGCCCUUUAUCAAAACGAUUAAGGGAAAUAAGAAGAAGAAUUCAAUCACCUCAUCAACAAAUCCAAUUAAUAACAAUUCUAAAAAUUGA
This is a messenger RNA of Caenorhabditis briggsae, 648 nucleotides long. The transcript has 4 exons. Lineage: Eukaryota; Metazoa; Nematoda; Chromadorea; Rhabditida; Rhabditidae. Bases 1 to 648 code for a protein of 215 amino acids. The record is from RefSeq and is a predicted model, not a curated record.